CCGCUAGACAAUUCAUGAAAUGCAGUCGACCAACUCAGGCAGCCUCAUGCUUUAUGAGUGCCAACAUGUAUGAAGGAGCAGGUGAAUGUCUCGUCAAAUGGAAUAUGUUUGAGUCCGCUGCAGAUUGUUACCAUAAGGGCAAGAUCUGGAGCAAGGCGGGAGAGUAUUAUGAAAAGGCGAAUAAAUAUACUAAGGCUGUUGUUUCUUAUAAAGAUGGUGGCGACUAUGAAACGGUAAUUGAUCUGAUGAAAAGACAAGGAAUUGAAAAAACCACCUUCUACUGCCUUGCUCGACUUAUCAAUAUUCAUUAUAUUCGGGAGAAUAAAGAAGAGAUGAGCAAGAAAGCCCUUUCCCUCUUUUCAAAAGAAGAACAAGCCGAAUUCUUGAAAGAUCAUGCACCAAACGAAUUUAUAAAGUUUUGCGAGGAGAACAACGAGUUUCACAUUGCUGCCAAAUAUUUACGUUCACGGGGAGAAUUUGAAAGGGCUGCUCAUAUGUUCAUCCGCUCCAAUGACAAUGACGAUUUCAUUGAAUCAUUGGAAUGCUUUUUGCAUCUAUGUAGGGCUAACGUGUUAAAAAACACUAUGACAAAUAUUAAUGGUCCGAAUUCUCUACCGGAAUUGCGCAGCCUCCUUUAUAAA
This is a messenger RNA of Acaulospora colombiana, 641 nucleotides long. NCBI's taxonomy places the organism in Eukaryota, Fungi, Glomeromycota, Glomeromycetes, Diversisporales, Acaulosporaceae. The record is from the annotation of a GenBank genome assembly.